CAAUUAAAAUGGGUUAUACAAAAUGUCUUUGAAGAAACUGUACUAAUAGGCCAAAUGUGACGAUAGUUUUUGCAACAAUACUGGAGUUUACCCGCCAAAACUCUUGAUGAUGAGAUUCUUCAAGACCCACCACUACCAUGGCGGCUACAUCCGUCGAACCAUUCUCUACCCAAAACCAGUCAACGCCGUGUCACAACAUAUCCACGAUCUAGCUAAAACCCAAAACCCCAGAUCACGUUUGGUUGAUGAUCCAAGCUCUCACCCAUGGCCUGAGUGGCUAGAUUUGAUGGGGAUGCUGGUGAAGAAAGGUUACUUCGGAGAAACCGUGACGAGUCCCAAGGAAUCGAAUCAUAUUCGUACUGCUUGUCUCGAUUUCGCCCGCCAUCGAUUCACUCUCGCGAGAUACUUGUCGAAGAAAGAUAUGAAAGUGAUUGCUGGUUGUGGAUGUCCCAGCAUUGACAGGAAGGUUGUGAACUCAGGAAAACGUCUAAGGGCUUAUGUGGGCAUUGAUGAAGUUAAUGUGUGUGGCUCUUGCAACUUGAGAGGGAAAUGCGAAAGGGCUUAUGCGCAAGCACGAGAUGAGGAAGGUGCUAGGACUAUAGAUGUCAUGCGUAUACUGCUGACUUAUGGGCUUGAUUCCAUUUCUCCUGCUGUGGUGAACCGUGCUUGUCAAACCAAGUUUGUUGAAGAUUCUGUGAGGAAGUUGCUGAGAGAAAGCGUGGAGUAUAGCUUGCAGGACGUUGAGUGUUCCGAGACUGUGGCAUCUCGAGAUGAGCUCCACCCAAAUUCACUGGAGAAUGAUGAGAGAGACCCGCGGAAAAGGCCAGGGGAUUGGCACUGUACAGAAUGCAAGUUCCUUAACUUUGCGAAAAACAUAAGAUGCUUGCGGUGUGAUGUAUUUUCUGAGGAGCGGCUGAAACAGUUGAAGCAAGAACAGAAAGAUCAUCUCCCACUGAAGAAGGGAGAUUGGAUAUGCCAAACAUGCAAUUUCCUGAAUUUUGCGAAGAACACGGGUUGCUUAAGGUGCAAAGACAAGCCUUCAAUGCGUCAAAUCAAUCCGGGAGAGUGGGAAUGCGAGUCGUGCUAUUACAUCAAUUUUAGAAGAAACUCUGUUUGUUUGAAGUGUGAUCACAAGAGACAGAAGGCUCAAAACGUCACACCGGAUUCAAAGAGUGUUGGUGAUCAUCACAGCAGAGUUUCAAAGACGUGGAGUUUUGUAGAAGAAGAAGAGGAGGAGGAGGAAGAAGAAGGAGAAGAAGAAGGUGUGAUGGGAUUUCCAGUAGAAGGAGGGAGAAGUAGUGUUUCAAGGAGUGUGGAAAAGAGAGAGAAAUGGAAGUUGGAGAUGACACAGAGGAUGAGAAGUAAUGGGCAUGAAAAGAAAAAAGAUGAUGAUGAAGAGAGAGAGUCAAGAAGGUGUUAUGAUCGGAGAAAGAUCGAGCUUCUAGGUAAUUGCAGUGAUGAUGGAGAGAUGGAUGAUUGGUUUUCUCCAACUUAAAGAUAAUCUGUUUUUUUUUUUUCUUUGGCUGGUUUGGAUUUAGACAUUUUUGUAGUAAAAGCAUGUAAUGUUGGACGCAAAUUGGUUGACUAAAAUAUUUGAAAAAAAAACUAAAUAAUGUCAA
Molecule: messenger RNA, 1619 nt
Organism: Brassica oleracea var. oleracea
Lineage: Eukaryota; Viridiplantae; Streptophyta; Magnoliopsida; Brassicales; Brassicaceae
Product: zinc finger protein VAR3, chloroplastic
Exons: 6
Coding region: 107-1495 (462 amino acids)
Cellular component (GO): cytoplasm
Molecular function (GO): mRNA binding
Source: RefSeq, a predicted model, not a curated record